AUGGCGAACUGUUCAGUAUGCAGAGCGAAUCUGAGAACCUUUAAAGAUGAUUUAAGAGAGCGAUGUGUGACUAUAACAGGAUUUCCUAUAACCACAGUUGAAAAGAACGUGACAUCUUUAUUGCCAUGUCAAAGGGCACAUCAAAAGAGAGAUGGAUCUGCAUGGAUUGUCCUGUUUUCAGAUUCUCAGGAGGCACAUUGGUGGUUGAAAUAUAUGAGUCCAUACAAUGUCGGAAAGAUUACGCUUAUGAUUACAGACAGUGAUGCAAUAGAUAUUCCUGAAGAUUGGUUUAAGAAAGAAAAUUGUGGACUGGGUGGAGCACAAGUUGCCGUUAUUUGCAAUGAUGCUCAAUUUACAGAGGACGAGCAGCAGAUUGAAUUUAGUCUUUACAACGAUAUCAUCUUAGAGAAAAGGACCAGGAAAGAAGGGCAAUAA
Saccostrea cuccullata (small rock oyster) is the source of this 435-nucleotide messenger RNA. RefSeq lists its product as uncharacterized. Lineage: Eukaryota; Metazoa; Mollusca; Bivalvia; Ostreida; Ostreidae. The coding region runs from base 1 to 435 and encodes 144 amino acids. The record is from RefSeq and is a predicted model, not a curated record. The transcript is spliced from 4 exons.